UUUUUCUUUAUUCUUCUUCCUCGGUGUGUGACGAGAACGAGGCAUGAAUAUCAUAAACCAAGCGAUUUCCAGAUUAUAGGAAUCAUGUUGUGGGUUGCGAACGUCCUCGCCAGCUUUGCCCUAAUCAGCUGUGCCGCUUCAGCCAUCAACACAAGCAUCAUCACAUCAGAAGUCCACAAUGCAAAUCAUAUCUUUAACGCAAUCCACUCAUCGAUGCGACAAUGGGGCGCUGCUUGGUAUCAUAAUGGAAUGUCGUUCUUCCUGGCAACAGUUCCUGAAGGAACACAAUUCUUCCAUGGCUCAUCUUCUGAUGCUCGUGUAAACGAUACCGAAUGGUUGGCAUUUGAGCCCGAACAUGCUUUAUUUUUUGCUUGGCCUCGUGGUCCUCGCCGUGGACCUGGUCCAUCUCCUCCGGGACCCUUUCGGCCAAAGCUUUUGAAACGACAGCAAGAGGUGCUCCACGAGCGGCCCGAGGAUGAGCGAGACAAUCAAGAGGGAGAAGAAAAGUACGGCUAUCUUCAUAUGUACUCCGCAGCCAAAGAUCUGCGUCUGUUGUAUAUCGACGGUCUUUCAGCUGGAAAAACAGAUAUGGGCACGUUGGAUUCACAAGAUAGAAUUCUCCUUCGGGAUCAACUUAACGAAGGUAAGAUGGCGCGGGCAGACGACGAUGAGAAGAAAGGACCCGGAGGGCCCUUCGGCGAAUCUGUGCGUGCUGAACUCGCAUGUCGCAUCGCCAAGGAUGAAUGGAAUGACCGUAUCGAUGGAUUUAUACGAACUGAGUCCGGUUUCGAAAUAAUUCUGUGCGACUUCUCACGCGAUGUCAAUCUUCAACGAAUCGCCGCUGUGUCUUCGCAGGAAUUUAUGGAGAGACAUGAUAUUUAUGAAUAUAAAUCUAUCAACGUUGCGCGGUUCGACGGAAUUGGCGGUGAGCGCGUCAAAGUCAACUAUGACAAUUUCGUGACUGCAUAUACAUACGCAAACCUCGAUUUGUUCAAUGAAAGUAGCGGCAGUGGUAGCAAGCCCCGACUCCAGCAUUUAUCGUCAGAGCAACUCGAGCCUAUUCGAUCAGACCUGAGUCAACUUGUCCUCGAGCAUGACGUGGUCGAGUCAUCUUUCAACUGGCAGUCCAUCGCCGACAUGGUCGUGCUGAAAUACUCGGACUUUCUCAAAUCACUUCUGGCGUCGAGUAAAUUCGGUACCUUGGAAAGUCUCCAGAAACAAGUUUACAAGCCCUUACGACCAUUCAUUGACCCACUCCAGCGCAACGACACACUCGAAAAUGAGCUAUGUGCCUUGCAAUUCAUCCCCCACAGUAUCAAAAAGAACACCAACGCUAUCAAUAGUCUAGCUGGGAAAGUCGUCUAUGACGUUUCAUAUACAACCUGCUCGACGCUACAUAGCAUUCUCGAGGACGUUGAUCUCGAUGUUGCGGUUUCUCGUAUUGAUGCGUUGAUCGAGUAUCUUGGCUGGACGACGUGGAAGGAAUGUUCGGAGAAAUGCGGCUAUAAUGAAGCUUGCUACAUCCCUAUUUGGCCGCAAGGUACAGUGCAAGAUAGGUUGAGUCCGCAGUGCAGGGAUGAGCCGAAUAAUGAAGGCGAAAGGUAUUGGGGUGGAGGGCCUGGAGGUCCAAGACCAUCUCCUCUAACAGAUCCGUUUUUGCAUGGCGGGCUAUGAUGCGGAUUUAAGUUUCUUUCCUCUCCUUUGCUAUUUGCUGUAUUUUGGUGGCAAUUUAUCAUAAUUGAGAAGUUUGGCGACUGUUUUGCGUGGUCUGUGGCCGUGUAUAUAGAUAUGUGCUGCUUUUACAUUAGUAAUAUUGAUAUCCG
Molecule: messenger RNA, 1823 nt
Organism: Talaromyces proteolyticus
Lineage: Eukaryota; Fungi; Ascomycota; Eurotiomycetes; Eurotiales; Trichocomaceae
Exons: 1
Coding region: 85-1674 (529 amino acids)
Source: RefSeq, a predicted model, not a curated record